CCUGCGAGGCCCGCGGGGGCGCGUGGAGCGCGGGGCGCCGAGCCAACGGCCCCGGAGCCCUGCCCGGAGCGCGGCGGCCCCGGGGUCGACCCGCCCGCCGCGCUUCGCGGCCCUUACUCGCGUGUCACAUUGUUUUUCAGCCUGACACCCCGGCCAGCCUCCUCACCUAACAGAAACUUUACCGAUUCGCUUUACAGCCUUUCCCCGCGUCCUAUGCUGGACGAGAACCACCACCUGAUCCAGUGCAUCCUGGACUACCAGAGCAAGGGCAAGACGGCCGAGUGCACCCAGUACCAGCAGAUCCUGCACCGGAACCUCGUCUACCUGGCCACGAUCGCGGAUUCUAACCAGAACAUGCAGUCCCUGCUCCCCGCCCCGCCGACCCAGAACAUGAACCUGGGCCCUGGAGCGCUGUCCCAGAGCGGCUCCAGCCAGGGCCUGCACUCCCAGGGCAGCCUCAGUGACGCCAUCGGCACGGGCCUGCCCCCGUCCUCCCUCAUGCAGGGCCAGAUCGGCAACGGUCCGAACCACGUGUCCAUGCAGCAGACGGCGCAGAGCACGCUGCCCACCACCUCCAUGAGCAUGUCUGGCAGCGGCCACGGCACGGGGCCCGGCUACAGCCACUCGGGACCCGCCUCGCAGAGUGUGCCCCUGCAGGGCCAGGGCGCCAUCGGCAACUACGUGUCACGGGCCAACAUCAACAUGCAGUCCAACCCAGUGUCCAUGAUGCACCAGCAGGCGGCCUCGUCCCACUACAACUCGGCGCAAGGCGGGAGCCAGCACUACCAGGGCCAGUCGUCCAUGGCCAUGAUGGGCCAGAGCGGCCAGGGGGGCGGCAUGAUGGGGCAGCGGCCCCUGGCACCCUACCGGCCCUCCCAGCAAGGCUCGUCCCAGCAGUACCUGGGCCAGGAGGAGUACUACGGAGGCGAGCAGUACGGACACAGCCAGGCCGCCUCGGAGCCCAUGAGCCAGCAGUACUACCCUGACGGACACGGGGACUACGCCUACCAGCAGUCGUACACGGAGCAGAGCUACGACCGGUCCUUUGAGGAGUCCACGCAGCACUACUACGAGGGCGGGAACUCGCAGUACAGCCAGCAGCAGGCGGGGUACCAGCAGGGCGCAGCCCAGCAGCAGGCGGGGUACCAGCAGCAGUACCCCAACCAGCAGAGCUACCCCGGGCAGCAGCCAGGCUACGGGCCUGCCCAGGGAGCCGCCUCGCAGUACUCCGGCUACCAGCAAGGACAAGGCCAGCAGUACGGAAGCUACAGAGCGUCUCAGACGGGCCCGUCCGCCCAGCAGCAGCGGCCUUAUGGCUACGAGCAGGGCCAGUACGGAAACUACCAGCAGUAGGGACGAACGCUCUUGGUAGAGCCUUGCGGUGGCGUGGCCCCUGGGGAUGGUUGGGCUGGUGGCAGUUCUCAUGAACUCUGACCUCUUGACUGCCCCUCCGCCCCACGCAGCGUCUGCAUGUGAAGCGUGCGCAUUUCAUGCUGGGUGCGAUGCCAGGCGCGCACCGCUGGCGAGAGACGGCGCUUCGAUGGUGUGACAUAUUCGGUGCUGUGUAUAGUGUUGUACGUCCACACAAUGGGGAGGUUGUCCCUUUUUUGUCGCCCCACCCUACCCUUGAUGUUUCUAGCUAGCUUUAGGGGUCCUCUUGUCACCCGAGUAUUCUGUGCCCAGGGAUGGGACACGUCUACAAGAUGCCAUAGUCCAUGUGUUCAUAUAAGCAGGCCUCAGGUCUGCCUCUUCUCACGCAGUUGUCAUAACGUGGGUUGUAAAUUGGUCUGUCGCCAGCCACACCGCAGCCGGACAUGCGCGCACAGCCCCAGAUGGCAGCCUCUCCCUGUGCCUCGAUGGGGGCAGGGCGUCUUCUGUGUUUUGGGUCAGUUUCUGGUACACGGUGAGAAGGAUGAACAUGCUUUGCCGGGGGGGGGGGGGGGGGGGGGCUGUGAACGGUGCUUUCCAGAGCCCGUGCGUUACCCAUGUCUCUCGCCAGUUGUGUUUAUCCAGAAUGUUUUAUGUUUUUGUAUAAAGAGCAAAGAGGGAUCAACGAGUAUAUUCCAAAUAAACGUACGAUUAGCCUGACCCAGGGAAGGAAAGAGGGUAGUUCUUGGAAAUGACUGGCCUUGGCCCUUAUUUAUUUGAUGGUCAGUUUUGGGAUUUGGAUAUUUGAUAUCACCCAGUCCUGAAUUGAGAGUUUAAAAUAUUUGUACCAAAUUUUCUAGUUGGCAAGUAUUUUGUUUUAUACCUUCCUGGACCUACUUACUCAGAUCUCUAAGCAAGUGUUGCUGUUCUUUUAGAGAGAUCUGAAAUUCACAUCUUAUUUUUAAAAAGAACCCCACAAAUUCUGUGUUCUUCCCAAGGACAGGAAGGGUUUAAAAGUAAGGGAAUUUGAGUAAAUGUUACAUUCCUAGGACAUCAAAUCCCAUUUAAGUUCUCCUCAGCCAUUACAGAUAGCUGACUUGGAAAAAGCAUACUAAAAGGAAAACCUGUGUCACUAAUCAGUAAUACAAACAUUGUAUCAACUUUUACGUGGGUAAAUGCUGACAUGCUUCCAAGAACAACCAAGAAAAUACAAAAAAUAUCCCAUUCUUGAUAUAUAUCAUAUCUACUGGAGAUCUAGUGGAUCUACUGGAGAUGGUGUUUUUAAAUGGAUAAAUUCCGUGUUUUAAUAGUCUAAAAUAGUUUUUCAGCCAGAGUUGUUGAUGGUUUACAGUUUACAAGGCAUUUUAUGCUGUUUUUAUGUUGUUUUGUUUUGUUUUGUUUUGUUGCUUGAAUGAAUCCUGACAGUCCACACUGGGAAAUACGGAGGCAAUUACUGUUCCCAUUUUACAGAUGAAGAACCGAGGCACAGAUUAAAGAUUGCCCCAGACGAGUACCAGUCCUGUUCUGGCAUAUUUUCCCCUCUUCUGUGGGGACAGAGUCACACGUACAUUGGGAUAGGAGUGUCUAUUUUAUAGGCAUAUGGGUUUUAAAAACUCUUAAUGCUGGUAAGGGCUUAAAAAUACAUAUAUUAAAUUACUGAAAGAGAGUUCUUAAUUGCUAAAUGACACAGACAUUAGCAAUUUCAUUUAAGUGGGGGGGGGGGUGUCUCCCUCAAUUUUGUUCUGUUCUUUCCUGACAGUUUUCAUAGAACUAAUUUGCAAACGCAAUCAGGAACUAAAAUUUCCCACUGAAAAUGUUAAACAUUUUAGAUAACUGUGAAAGUAGUUUUAUUUUUAUUCCUUGCCAAUCUGCGAAUAUGCCUUUUAUGUGUGUGUUUUUUUAAGUGCUGUAUUAAUACUUUUUGAAAGAAAAGGACACUUAAACUUAUCCCAGAACUUCAAUCUGAAAUGUCUUACAUUAAGAAUUUCUUGAAUGUUGUGUAUAUAUUUUAAAAAGCACUUUGUGAAACAGUUUGUACAUUUAUUUCCUAAUUUAUACAUGAUUUUUGGUAUUAAUAUAUUUAAUGAUUAAUAACAGAAUGUUUAUUUAAUGUAUUGUCCGUUCUUAUGUACUGUUGUGGGGAAACGUGGUGCCAGCAGUUCUGUUUUCAUUAAGUAAUACGUAUUCUCUCUCCUCUUCUGUAAGAUGUUUGCAAAGCCUAGGCUAAAGUGAGUUGUUCGUGCAGUGUGGUCGAUGGUGCUUUGUUUUUAAUGACUGCUUCCACAGAAGGCCAGUGAUGAUGCAAAGGACACGUGGAACUUGACGCUCAUUCUUCCUGCCCUGGCCCCCGGGCCACAGCAGGGCUUGGACCUGAGAUGCUCGCCGCUCCGGAUGGGCCGACCAACAUGCGGCCUGCAGCCCCUCACCCUGGUUAUUUUGCUGCGCAGCCGCCGGGUCGAGACCUGGGCUGCUGGCGGCCCCGUGGGGGGGGUGGGCAGGGGGGCAGCCUCAGGACCGCUGGGUCCAGAGCCCGAGCCUCCGUCCGCCGCUGUUCCUGGGGACCCGUGGUCUGAGUGCGGGCAUCCGUUCAAAGCUGCGCGGGAGGAAGACGCUUCUGUUCCCCUUUCAAUUUGUUGAGCUGUUACUUCAUUUCUAUUAAUGGAACAGGUCAAAUUCGUCUUAUUUGUGAGCACAGUACAUUUUCUGAAAAACAUCCUAUCAGUUCACUUUUUUCCAGUCGGAGUUUGGCGCGUAUAAAUUGCUUAUGAUUUGGGUGUAAUGUAUGAAUAAACUGGUUCUUCAAAACCAC
Molecule: messenger RNA, 4177 nt
Organism: Hyaena hyaena (striped hyena)
Lineage: Eukaryota; Metazoa; Chordata; Mammalia; Carnivora; Hyaenidae
Gene: SS18L1
Product: SS18L1 subunit of BAF chromatin remodeling complex
Exons: 11
Coding region: 214-1353 (379 amino acids)
Biological process (GO): positive regulation of dendrite morphogenesis; positive regulation of transcription by RNA polymerase II
Cellular component (GO): nucleus
Molecular function (GO): transcription coactivator activity
Source: RefSeq, a predicted model, not a curated record